GUCCUAAUCAGAUCAGGCUAUAAUCUAAAACUCUCCACCACUCGCAACAAAGCGCGUGGUAGUUUGAAGAGUUAAUUUCUUCGAAAGCACAAAGUCUUAAGUCUCUCAACUACUUCCAGGGAGGAGAAGGAGAAGAGAAUAUCAUUAAGCAAUAAGGAAACUUCUCUGCAAGUUCCAUCUUUUCACGCGUCUCACAAUCUUCUUCUCUAUAUAACUCUCUCUUCCCCAAAUCCACCAAAACCCACUCAAAUUCGUUUUCUGGGUUUCCUAAAUUCACAAUCUUUCUCUCCAAAUUCGACUCCUUUGAAUCGUUUGAUCUCAAUCCGUCUUUAGGGGUUCUCAAAAAAGUCCUUUUUCGAUCCACCUGAGAAACCAUGGUUCGUUGCAGCAACAACCUCGUAGGGAUACUCAAUUUCGUCGUCUUCCUCCUCUCGAUUCCGAUCUUAGCUGGAGGGAUCUGGCUUAGCCAAAAGGGCUCAACGGAGUGUGAGCGUUUUCUCGAUAAACCGGUCAUCGCUCUCGGAGUCUUCCUCAUGGUCGUAGCCAUCGCCGGUUUAAUCGGUUCGUGUUGCAGAGUCACAUGGCUUCUAUGGACUUACCUCUUCGUCAUGUUCCUCCUGAUCCUCCUCGUCUUCUGCAUAACGGUUUUCGCCUUUGUUGUCACUAACAAAGGCGCAGGAGAGAAAGUCUCUGGGAGAGGCUAUAAAGAGUACAGACUCGGAGAUUACUCUAACUGGUUGCAGAAGCGUGUGAACAACGGUAAAAACUGGAACAAGAUUAGGAGUUGUCUUGCUGAGAGCAAAGUUUGUUCUAAGCUUGAAGCUAAGCUUGUUGAUGUUCCUGUCAACAAGUUCUAUGACGAACACCUUACUGCUCUUCAGUCUGGUUGCUGCAAACCCUUGGAACAAUGUGGAUUCACUUACGUUAGCGCCACGCACUGGAACAAGACGAACGGAACACACACUAAUCCAGACUGCCAAACAUGGGACAACGCGAAGGACAAGCUCUGCUUCGACUGUCAAUCUUGCAAAGCCGGUCUCCUCGACAACGUCAAGAGCGCGUGGAAGAAAGUUGCAGUCGUCAACAUCAUCUUCCUCGUCUUCCUCAUCAUCGUCUACUCUGUUGGUUGCUGUGCUUUGAGGAACAACAGGAGAGACAGCAGUUACAGCCGUACCUAUGGAUACAAGCCUUGAUUUACAACGCUUUUGCGAGUUUUAGGACAGAGAUUCGUUCGUUGUUCGUCUUUUACACAUUAUUGGAGUUUGCUUUUAUCUUUCUUGGUGUUUUUGAGACCUAGUGCUUGUACAGCUCUGCUCUUAUGAUACUACUACUUAGUGUGUUCUGCCUUAUGGCUAAACCUUGAUAUUGAUUUAUUAUAUGUUAUUUUCAUUAGUUUAUUGUUUUCUCUAUUCAUAUCCAUGUUGUUCUUUUGAUCGUCUCGUUGAGAAACAGAGAAGCCACGACUGUGACAAUAAUAACUAUACACAGAGCGAGGCUGUAACAUUAUUACAAUAAUAACUUAAUCGUAGAAAAUUACGAACUUGCACAAAUUGACAGAUACAUGUGCU
This is a messenger RNA of Thlaspi arvense, 1568 nucleotides long. Lineage: Eukaryota; Viridiplantae; Streptophyta; Magnoliopsida; Brassicales; Brassicaceae. The record is from the annotation of a GenBank genome assembly.